UCAUCUCAGUAGUAUACACCAAGCACACAUACACACAUAGAUGGGGAGCCUGGGUAAGGAGGAGAGCAUGCAGGUGAGAAGGAGGGCUGCGGGCGGCGCCUCUAUCCUGGCCAUUGGGACGGCCAACCCAAGUAACGUGGUGGAGCAGAACGCGUUCCCGGACUUCUACUUCCGCGUCACCAACAGCGACCACAAGCAGGGCCUCAAGGACAAGUUCAGGCGCAUAUAUAUUUCGAGUCCCGUAAUCCUACGUUCCGAACAAGGGCUUACCAAGAAGAGACACCUGUAUAUCGAUGAGGCGAUGCUCGCUGCUAAUCCUGAGAUGACCGCCUACAUGGCCCCAACCCUGGAUAUGCGCCAGGAAUUCGUUUCCGUGAAGGUUCCGGAACUUGGUGCCGCUGCGGCCACCGCCGCUCUCAAGGAGUGGGGCAGACCGGCCGAGGAUAUCACGCACCUCAUCGUUGGCUCGACGAGCGGCGGCAGCGACAUGCCCGGCGCCGACUACCAUAUCGUCCGCCUACUGGGCCUGUCCCCCUCCGUCCGCCGCGUCGCCCUGUACCACCAGGGCUGCUUCGUCGGCGCCGCGGCGCUCCGCCUGGCCAAGGACCUCGCCGAGAACAACGCCGGCGCCCGCGUGCUCGCCGUAUGCGCGGAGACCAACGUCAUGUACUUCCGUGGCCUUGAUGACGCCCAUUUCGAUAACCUUGUCUGCCAGGCGCUUUUCGGGGACGGGGCGUCGGCCGUCGUUGUCGGAGCCGACCACGUCGUGGGGAAGGAGAAACCGCUCUUCGACGUCGUGCACGCCACGCAGUGCCUCAUACCGGAGACGGGCGGCGCCAUCCAGGGGCUUCUCAGGGAAGUCGGCCUCACGUUUAGUCUCAUUAGCGAGGUACCGUCGCUGAUCGGCAAGAACAUCGAGGCUGGCCUCCGGGAGACGCUCAGCGGCGGAGCCGUAGUCGAUGACGACCGUAACUCGCUAUUCUGGGCGGUGCAUCCGGGUGGCCGGGCCAUCCUUGACAAGGUGGAGGCGGCGCUGGGGCUGAAGCCGGAGAAGAUGCGGGCGUCGCGCAAGGUGCUGUCCGAGUAUGGGAACAUGGGCAGCGCGUGCGCCUGGUUUGUCCUCGACGAGAUGCGGCGGUGGUCUGCCGCUGAGGGCCGCCGCACCACCGGAGAGGGAUGCGAGUGGGGCGUGCUCUUCGGCUUCGGCCCAGGGCUCACCAUGGACACUGUCUUGCUGCGUAGUGCGCACAUAUAGCUACGCCUACGCGCGCACGUACAUCUGUCGUCCUUCCAUGCUGAUAUAUGCAUGAACAUAUUUGUGCUUCAAUGUUUCUUCCUCCUACAUGAUACGUGUUUCAUUUAAGAAAUAAGACGAACUGUGUUCAGAUGUGUCACGGUUAUUAUUUGUGAAAUGAUGAAUAAUUAAUUUUUAUGUGUU
Phragmites australis (common reed) is the source of this 1438-nucleotide messenger RNA. Its product is annotated as chalcone synthase-like. Gene Ontology annotation, molecular function: acyltransferase activity, transferring groups other than amino-acyl groups. The record is from RefSeq and is a predicted model, not a curated record. NCBI's taxonomy places the organism in Eukaryota, Viridiplantae, Streptophyta, Magnoliopsida, Poales, Poaceae. The transcript has 3 exons. Gene Ontology annotation, biological process: polyketide biosynthetic process. Bases 41 to 1255 code for a protein of 404 amino acids.